GGGGUGCCUGCGGCAGGCUGAAGGCUGACGUGUCUGCCGUUUCCCUGUGUCGGGGCGAGCGGAGCAGUGAUGGCGGACGCCUGGGAGGAGAUCCGGCGGCUGGCGGCUGACUUCCAGCGGGCGCAGUUUGCAGAGUCCACGCAAAGGUUGUCAGAGCGGAACUGCAUUGAGAUUGUGAAUAAAUUGAUCUCUCAGAAACAGCUGGAAGUAGUCCAUACACUUGACGGCAAGGAAUAUAUCACUCCAGCCCAAAUCAGUAAAGAAAUGAGAGACGAGCUACAUGUCCGAGGUGGUCGAGUAAACAUUGUUGACUUACAACAGGUUAUUAAUGUGGACCUGACUCAUAUCGAGAGUAGAGUCAGUGAUAUUAUUAAAUCAGAGAAGCACGUGCAGAUGGUACUGGGACAACUGAUUGAUGAGAACUAUCUGGAUCAGUUAUCAGAAGAGGUGAAUGAUAAAUUGCAAGAAAGUGGUCAAGUAACUGUCUCAGAACUGUGUAAAGCCUAUGACCUUCCUGGGGAUUUUCUGACACAGGCAUUAACUCAGCGACUUGGCCGGAUUAUCAAUGGCCAUCUGGACCUUGAUAACAGAGGAGUGAUUUUCACUGAGGCCUUUGUAGCUCGCCAUAAAGCACGUAUCCGCGGACUCUUCAGUGCCAUUACACGGCCUACACCAGUGAACUCUUUGGUUUCAAAAUAUGGAUUUCAGGAACAGCUCCUUUACUCUGUGCUCGAGGACCUCGUCAGCACUGGCCGCUUACGAGGCACCGUGGUCGGCGGGCGACAGGAUAAAGCAGUCUUUGUCCCUGACAUCUACUCCAGGACACAGAGUACUUGGGUGGACUCCUUUUUCAGGCAGAAUGGCUAUCUAGAAUUUGACGCUUUAUCCAGACUUGGAAUCCCAGAUGCUGUGAACUAUAUAAAGAAAAGGUAUAAGAAUACCCAACUCUUGUUUUUGAAGGCAACUUGUGUUGGCCAAGGACUCGUAGACCAGGUGGAAGCAUCCGUAGAGGAAGCCAUCAGCUCAGGGACCUGGGUUGACAUUUCGCCUCUGCUACCCAGUUCCUUGUCAGUUGAAGAUGCUGCUAUGCUGCUCCAGCAGGUGAUGAGACCAUUCGGCAAGCUCGCUUCAGCUAUAGUCUUUAGUGACACGGUUGUGGUGAGUGAAAAGUUCAUAACUGACUGCACAGGACUGUUCAGCGAACGGAUGCACCAAAAAGCUGAGAAGGAAAUGAAAAAUAAUCCUGUGCAUUUAAUCACUGAAGAAGAUCUGAAACAAAUUUCCAUUUUAGAAAGUGUUAAUACAAGUAAAAAGGAUAAAAAAGAUGAACGCAGGAAGAAAGCAACAGAGGGCUCUGGAAGUGUAAGAGGAGGAGGAGGGGGCAAUGCCAGAGAAUAUAAAAUUAAGAAAACCAAGAAGAAGGGAAGAAAAGAUGAGGACAGUGAUGAUGAGUCCCAGUCGUCGCAUGGUGGAAAGAAGAAGCCGGACAUCACAUUCAUGUUCCAGGAUGAAAUUGAAGAUUGCUUAAGGAAACACAUUCAGGAUGCCCCUGAGGAGUUUAUUUCAGAGCUUGCAGAAUACUUAAUAAAGCCUCUUAAUAAAAUGUAUCUUGAGGUAGUACGUUCAGUCUUCAUGUCUUCAACAUCUGCUUCUGGAACUGGCAGAAAACGCACAAUCAAGGACUUACAAGAAGAGGUUUCAAACCUAUACAAUAAUAUCAGAUUAUUUGAAAAGGGAAUGAAAUAUUUUGCAGAUGACACACAGACUGCUCUUACCAAGCACUUGCUGAAGACAGUGUGUACCGAUAUCACUAACCUCAUGUUCAACUUCCUAGCCUCAGAUUUCCUCAUGGCAGUGGAGGAGCCUGCAGCCAUUACAAGUGAUAUAAGAAAAAAAAUUUUAAGCAAAUUGACAGAAGAAACCAAAGUAGCUCUCACAAAACUCCAUAACUCUCUCAAUGAAAAAAGCAUAGAAGACUUCCUGUCUUGCCUGGAUUCUGCCACAGAAGCGUGUGACAUUAUGGUGAAAAAGGGAGACAAGAAAAGGGAAAGACAAAUCCUCUUCCAGCAUCGACAGGCUCUGUGUGAGCAGCUGAAGGUCACAGAAGACCCUGCUCUGAUUUUACACCUCACAGCAGUCCUGUUAUUUCAGCUCUCAACCCACAGCAUGCUCCACGCACCUGGAAGGUGUGUCCCACAGAUCAUCGCGUUUCUUCACAGCAAAAUCCCAGAGGAUCAACAUACUCUCUUGGUAAAAUAUCAAGGUUUGGUUGUGAAACAGUUAGUCAGUCAAAAUAAGAAGACUGGGCAGGGAGAGGAUCCGUCAAGCGAUGAAUUAGACAAGGAACAACAUGAUGUCACAAACGCUACUCGGAAAGAGCUUCAGGAACUGUCAUUAUCCAUUAAGGACCUUGUUCUCAAGUCCAGGAAAUCAUCUGUCACAGAGGAGUAAUGCCCCUAACUGACUUUUGUUACAUAGUAUUUUCCCCAAAGUAGGUGAGUGAUCACAAAAUGAGUCACUCAGCACACCUACUCCCCCUCCAACCCGCCCCACACAAGUCAAAUAAAGUAGUGGUGUGGUAAUAGAUGCAGACUUUAUGGGAAGCUUUACUGCUGAGUUCUCCGUGAAACGUUUUCUUUUCAUAUAAUCCGAUGUGUAAUUUUUUAUGUAAUAAAAUUUCUUCAAAGAGUUCUGAAUCUAGAACAUAUUAUAUGCUUUAAUGUUCUUCCAGAUGUUAAAAUGAAAAAUAAAAUAGAAUACUUUUUAUCUCUAGGAAAGGACUUGUUUGUUAUUUAAUUUAUAUGGUAUAUUUUUUACAAGGAAAAAUGUUUAUAUGUCUGAAAUAAAAAAAAAGGAAUCAGCUUUACUUUUAAAUUUAUAGUGAAUGCUUUAGAAGUAGAAAUUUUCAAAUAUAUUUUGUAUUCCUAAGUUCUGGCUCUUGCUUUUAACAGCUAGAAGGAAGGCCUCCUGCAUGAACAUCUCCAGAGGCCUCAGAAGUGAUUUAACAAGUGAGAACACUGAAGAAGCAAGCAUUGCUGUGUUCGAAUAAAGCAAGCCACAGGGUACCGUGAGGGAAAGCGUGAGGCACGCCGCAGAACAGUGCAAACCAUGUGUCUGUCUGAGGGGCUAAAGGCACAGAGAUGCUUCUGUCAUUAGCCCAGUUUAGAGUUCUAAGGUUUAGUUGUUUGAUUUCCGUGGCUGUUUUUACCCUUAGUUCUUUGUUGGAAAUUGUAUGACAGGUAGCUAGGCUGUUCUAAUGAACACAGAAUCUGUGGGUGUUUAAACUGUGCAGAAAUUAUAUUCUAAAAGUAGACGUGUUUAAAAGUUGAAUUUUUGUUUUCUAUGAUUAUUAGGUAAGACAUACUAAAACAGUUCCUUGGAACAAUAAUUUAAAGCAAGUUAUAAGCAACAUCCUAUUGUCAAAAUUUUAGUUUUUCUGAAUGUAAUAAAAUUAAAACCCAGAUGUUUAAGGAAUGCUAUUUUAUAUAAUGUCAAUGGAAUUUUUAUAUUUUAAAAUGUUUAAAUAUAUAAAUAACACUACCUCUUUUCUGAAAUGGCAAAGUGUUAAUAAUACUGCAUAGAAGUCCUUAAUUAUUAAUUAAAAAUUUUAUUAAAGUUGAUGAUAGAGAUUUAUAGAAAACAUUAAGGGGCUGUAGAGGUGGCUCAGUGGGUGCUGCUGUUGUUGUUGUUGCUGUUGUUGUUGUUGUUGUUGUUGCUGUUGUUGUUGUUGUUGAUGGUGAUGAUUUGCAGCAUCACAUGGAUGCUUUGUAUCUCCAGUCCCAGGAAAGCCAAUGCUUUCUGGCCACUCCGGGCACUAAGCAUACACAAGAUGUAUAGGCGCACAUGCAGGCAAAACACCCAUACACAUAAAAGAAUAUAAAUGAUUUCACAUGGGUAAUUUUUAUUGUAUAUUUUCAUAUAACCAAAGGAAGAAAAGUAAUAAAUUCUAUGACUCCAAAACUACUUUAUUUUCGUAUUCAGCUUCCAAAUUAGUACCCAACCUAUUCAACUUUUGUUUAAUAACAUGUUUCAAAAAAUACAAAAGUGAUCCAUAUUUGCUUCAUACUCUACAAUUAAAGUAAACACAAGAGAUGAUCACAUAAACUCAGUUUAAUUACAAAACUAAAGUAGGAAAAUGUAAAGCUGUGUUAAUCUUACUUGCAUUUAUUUCAUUUGUCCAAACAGUUUCUAUUUUUCCUUCAUAAAAAAACAUGUUUAUAAAUUAUACAGCUGAUUUUGUCUCUAUAGAUUUAAUUUCUGAUAUUUUUUAAUGGACUGAGUUAAGAACAUUAUUUAAAAUAAAGUUGUCUAUUCUAUUACAUUUUAUGUUAUACAGUCUAUGUAAUGCUUAUAUUUUAAAUUAUUCUGAUUGUUAAUGGAGAUGACAUUUCUUAUUACACAAAAAUAACUUCCUUGUAUGUUCUAUUGCUUGAAUGUUUGCCAUUAUCUUACUAAAUCAUUUCUCAGCCAGAUUUCAGCAAAUCUAUAAUGUUGUUAGGUCUGUUAACUGUUGCCAUUAUAGGAGAGAUCUGGGAAAACACGCCCCGGUUUCCAUCUUUACACUGUUAUAAAGGAAACCCACUCUGACCACCUACAACAGCGGUUCUCAACUUGUGGGUUGUGCCUGACCCCUCGUUAGUUGUCAAAGGACCCUUUCGUGGGGGUUGCCCAGUGCCAUGGAAAAAACAUAUAUUUACAUUUUGAUUCAUGAAAGUAGCAAACUUACAGUUAUGAAGUAACAAUAAAAUAAUUUCAUGGCUGGGAGUCAAUACAACUUCAUGGCUGGGGGUCAAUACAACAUCAACUAUAUUAAAGGGUCACAGCAUUAGGAAAGUUGAGAACCACUGCCCUAGAAGAUAGAAUCUCACUGUGCUUUGAGCAAAGACCAUAAUGCUAUAGAAUAGUAAUAAAAAGUGUAUAACACUCUGUGUAGGGCUACCCUGGACAUGUUAGAGAAGCUUUUUACCCAGAUAAUGAACAAGGUCAAAGUUUACCAAUGAACAAUCAUUGGUUUUGUCGAAAUGUCAUCAACCACGGGCAUAAAUGUUUUAUUGUUGCCUUUCUAUCAAAAACUACUUAUGAUAAAUUGGAUGAAAGGAGAGUGGAGAGGAAACUUUAUUUUCUUUAAAUUCUAUGAAGUCUUUACCUCAGUAGACCUGAGAGAGAAGGUAAAAAUACACAUUGAAAACUCUGGGAUGAUAUUCCACACGCAUUUUGAUUCAUUACUAUUGACAGGAUUGUUUUUUAACGAAAAAACAAUGUUUAACUAUUAAAAAAAUUAAAAUAAUAAGUAGCCUUAAAAAGGGUUAGACAUAUUGUUCUACUUUUAUGUACAUUUAACAAAUGAGAAAAGAGAUAGGAGAGUCGUAUACAUUCACUAAGAACCCUGACUUACAGGUGUUCAGAAAACAGUUGCACGACACACAAAAGGAGGAGGAACAUUUAGUUAAGUAUGAUUCAUGUUCACAGUCUAGUACACAAGAGAGAAAUCCUUUGUCUGCCUCAGCCAGCCAGCCAAAAGUACAAAAGUUAGUUCAUCUUUUAUGCUUCAAUGGGAGGAAGUAAAAUUAUUUCCUUUCUGAGCCUUUAGGCCUUUAACUUAAUUAGACCUCAAGAUUCGACAAGCAACUGAAGGCAUAAUGAAAGGUUGGCACAAAAAAUGCAUACCUGUAACCUCCUGUGGGUUACAAGAUCAAAGCCAGCCUUAGCCACAUGGUAGAUGUCUCAGAAAAUGCAGUUGUUCAUGUAGUAUUAAAAUGUAAAUGAAAUUAA
Molecule: messenger RNA, 5772 nt
Organism: Mus musculus (house mouse)
Lineage: Eukaryota; Metazoa; Chordata; Mammalia; Rodentia; Muridae
Gene: Ufl1
Product: UFM1 specific ligase 1
Exons: 19
Coding region: 70-2451 (793 amino acids)
Biological process (GO): protein K69-linked ufmylation; rescue of stalled cytosolic ribosome; ribosome disassembly
Cellular component (GO): cytoplasm; chromosome; mitochondrial outer membrane
Molecular function (GO): protein kinase binding; UFM1 ligase activity
Source: RefSeq, marked validated